AUGGCUGCCCAACCGCCGCGCCUUCCCCCUAACAACCUGCUGUUCAGCGGACCUCCUCCAUCUCUACCGCGCGUGGUGUUCUUGCCAAGUGACACCGCUGCAAAUAAUCCCGUAAUAGAAAGCGCAUGUGACGAUGACCUUGACCAGGAAAACGAUGCGGAUGUCCCCGAUGAAAUAAACAACGAGACAGUGACUGUGAAUAGUGAAGAUUACAAUAGAAAAGUUUACAAGUCAUCAGACGAACAACAGUUCUAUACGUUAAAUAUUUUAAGAAGAACUCGAAGUUUUGACGUGUUAGAUAUUUAUACUUGUAGAGAUGAUAGUAUCGUAGAAGCAGAUGUGAGUGGCUUAAAACAUCGUAGGUCUGAACCGGACUUGAAUAAAUAUGGUCUUUUUGUUGAAGCUGAAAUUGAAUGUGAACCGAUACAACCACCUCCGCUCGUUCUAAACAAUCCGUUUUAUGAUGCCUCAUAUGCUUUAAUUGGUGAUGAUGUCAAUGAAAAUAUUGUUAUGUUGCCCGAAAAUUACUUGGCGUUUGAAGACUCGUUUGAUCCCACAUGGAAUUACAAAACAAAUGUUGUGGGUGACCAGGGAUUGUACUAUGACGGCCAACCUCUCAUACCACCCAACGAUCCGUGGUCGAUAUACGGCAACAAUAACAAUAGUUUUCAAUAUUAUACACCCCAAUUCGAAAUACCUACGGAAGAGGGAGUACAGUAUAUGCGCCUCAGUGACUUAGAUUACGCGAUACCACAGUAUAUGAGCCUUCCUUUAGUCGAACAGAAGAUUCAUAGCGAACCGUGCGCGGAUUGUAGUAAUCAAAUGGAGAAAGAGCAGGAAAUUAGGAAAACUAAAGUGGAUGAAGAAUCAGAAAAUAAUGAAAAUGUUUGCAGUGAAUUAGUAACAGAGACUAUUCAACCUUUAACCGCUACUGUAGUAAAUACGUUAAGCCUAGAUAAAACUGGUAGUGUAGACUCUUUACCGAAUAGAGAAUCCUCAUGUAGUGAAUCCUUUAAUGCGGAUAUAUCUAUUGAUGUGACGUCCAGUUUAGCCUUCGUCCCUAGUAGUAAAAGCUCCCAACGUUCUCAAGGAACUGACAAUACUAGUGAUAACACGUCACCAUGCUCCACUGAUUACCACGAAGCCUCCGCCCUCGAUAUCGCUCAAAGCUUAGAUGAACUAUCAUGUUCAGGCAGCACAGACUUUUCACAGAGUCGAGAGGAAGUGUCUCCUAUACCGGAGGAUCAAACAAGUAGUAGUAAACAACAAAGCAGUGUACAUAGUAAUAAUAACAACGGACCCAACAACGUUGAAACAAAUAAGCCGUUGGCCAGUUUACCACUAUGUAAACUACCUUCCAUUCCAUUACACGAGCAAAUACCACCAAAGCUCCCCCCUCAGAGAAAUAAUGUGAUGUGUAAUAAUAAAAAUGUACAUAAUAAUACAUAUACAAAUACAGACGAUAGUGUUGUCCAGUGUGAAUCGAUACCUCAUAGUGAUAAAACAACUAAAGAUGAUAAUGUCAAACAUGCUGCAAAAACAACUGCUGCUAACACAGUUAAUGUAAGCGACUCAUCAAAAUGUAUGAGAGCGGCACCUCAACCGCCGUCUGUGCCGCCGGCGUGGUUGACAAAAAGUACAACAGGUGGAAAUAAACAGAAAGUUAGCAAAGACGUGCCUCAAAUACUUAUCAAUAAUGUAGAUGAGACCAAACAUGAUAAGAGUAGCACGUCCAUACAAGUGACAACUAAGUCGACUGAUCCUGUAGAACCUCAACCAUCGUGUUCAUAUGCACCGCCCGUACCUCCACCUCCAGCCCAGCUGAAGCCCAAAGAUGUAGAGAACGUUCGUCACCACGUGCCGCUGCGUCUGUCCUCGUUCUACGACCUGUAUAAGAGAUUCCUUAAGGAUCACGGUUGCAAGUGGCACGAUGUCGCUAAACUUUUAUCUGUACUCGCGGAUUUACUGUUUGAUGUGGACGGUGCAUGUAGUAAGAUAGCGAGCAAGAUAUUGUGA
Molecule: messenger RNA, 2016 nt
Organism: Danaus chrysippus (African queen)
Lineage: Eukaryota; Metazoa; Arthropoda; Insecta; Lepidoptera; Nymphalidae
Source: the annotation of a GenBank genome assembly